Molecule: messenger RNA, 3893 nt
Organism: Hibiscus syriacus
Lineage: Eukaryota; Viridiplantae; Streptophyta; Magnoliopsida; Malvales; Malvaceae
Exons: 7
Coding region: 109-3552 (1147 amino acids)
Molecular function (GO): RNA binding; ubiquitin binding
Source: RefSeq, a predicted model, not a curated record
GUCCAACUCCAAUCCUCCUCUAACACCCUAACUUUCUCACUUAUCGCUGCAAGAGGCAUAAACACUGCUUCGCUCGGCGUCGCCUUCCUCAUCUUCCUCUGUGCGACCAUGGCGAUGUCAUCUUCCGAACAACCGCUGAAGAAGAGAAGGCUCUUCGAUCCGCCACCGGAGACGGUGUCGCUGCCGGAGACUUACGUGGCUCUGCCAAACACUCCCCCGCCGUUGUCUCAAGAAGAAAUUCUCUCGAGAAGGAAAAACAGAGACGAGAUUCGAAGUGUUUACGAGAAUUACAAGAGGAUUAAGUCUUGUAUUUCCCUGAAAGGGAAAGAUGCUCGGUACAUGCCUGAGCUUGAACAAUCUUACCUAGCUCUAAUUUCUGUUUCUAGAGGUUGUCUAAGCGUACAGCGUUUUGUGGCUGAUUUUGUUCCACGAUAUGCCUCGUAUUGUCCAGCUGCCCUUGACGCUGCUACGAAAGCCAUCAUCAAUGUGCAUAACUCUAGCUUGGAAGUUAUAAGUAGGGAAGAAGAUGCUGAUAAUGUUGCAUUCCAAACUGCUAAAGCUUGCAUUUUUGGUCUAGCUGAUAUUUGUUCGACGGCUUCUAUAGAGGCACCGAGAUCAUUGGUUCCAAGAGGCAUCUGCUCAACUGUUUUCCAGAAUGUUCUUUCCUUUCUCUUAGAAUCCUUCAAGGGAAAGGAUUUGUUUCAAAUUGUCCAUAAAGAUAUUUGCAAAAUUCUGGAUUCUGAUGAAAUGUAUUCUGAGCUAAAGCAAAAAAUUUCUGAUGAAGAAGAAUCUUCAUUGAUUAAGUUAUCAAAAUUCCGUGCCUUGAGUCUACUCUGGAUUCUGUUCCAUUAUCCAAAAAAAUUGCUGUCUGUAUGUUUUGAGCUCUUCAGGUCAUCUGAAACUGAAGCUGAUAAGGGGCUAUAUUUUCUGAGACAGGCAACAAGCAGGCUUGAUGCCCUUGAUGCCAAUUGUGGUUUUGAUGAACUAAAUAUAGAGCCUAAAAGUUGUACGGAUCCCCUUGGAACAAGCACCAAAGGCAGUGUGCUUACCGGUGAGACACCUGGAUCAGAUAGUGGCAAUGACGUGGAAGAUGCAUCUCCUGUUCUAAGGAGCUCUUUGUUGGGUCUGGUUUUUGGUAGAAGUCCAUCAUUGAGAAAUUGGAUGCUUUUAAAGUACAAGAAAUUGUGCGAGUUAUCUGUAUCCAAAUCUGUACCAGAGAUUAUAUAUAGCUUAGAAGGGAUCUUUGAGUCUUUUAGGAAAGGUAUUAACAUAGAAGAUAGUCUAGUAGACAGUGAUGAGGAUGAUUCUGAUUCCUCGAAAUUUUCUGGUCAGACAAACUUGAUCACUAGAAGCUCUAAUCAACAUGAAAUCUUGAGUGACCAAUCUGGAAGAGGUAAAUCUAGCAAUAAGAGUUGUGUUGAAAAUUUAUCAGGUCAAUAUCUGAAUCCUCACACUGUUCCCCCAGAAACUAAUCUCCACUUAAAUGCUAGUUCUAGUCAUGAUAGUGGAGGUUUGAGGUCCAUGGACUAUGAAAGGCAUGACCAUGGGGAUUUGUCCACUAGCAGGUCUUCUGUUCUGAGGGACCCAUCAAGCCAUCAGUUACUUUCACCUGCUACCGGAACACCACGGGACUUCAGGAGUACUUCCUUUGAAGGUAGAAAUCACUUGAAGAAUGCUGACAUGAGUCAAGUUUCAAAUUCUGGUGAUGCUUCAGCCUUGAGAUCUGCGAGCGGAGGCGUAAGCAAUGCUUUGGCAUCACCCAGUAAUCGUUAUGCAGCAUCUUGUCAAAGUGUUUGGUAUUUUGAUAGUGAUCCUGCUAGCAUGGGUAUUUUCUCAGCUUCUCCGCAGCUAUGGUUGGGAUCUUUAGGGGCUGAUGCAUCUGAGGGUUACAUAAGGUUUGAGCUAGAGCGGUUUGGUCCCAUUGAGCAAUUUUACUUCUUUCCAGUUAAAGGUUUUGCUUUGGUCGAGUAUAGAAACAUCAUUGAUGCUGUACGAGCUAGGGAGUACCUCCGUCGCUGUUUUCCUUGGCGAGUUAUGUUCGUGGAUGUAGGGUUGGGAACCAGGGGUUCUGUGAAUGGCGUUGCCGUUGGUUCUAGUUCGCAUAUUUAUGUUGGAAACAUUUCGAGUCAAUGGGAAAAGGAUGAAACUCUGCAUGAAUCAAGGAAAGUGGUCUACAAGGGUCCUUACAUGGUUAUUGAUCUUACUUGUGAAAGUGCAUUGCUGCUGGAGUAUGAAACUCCCAAAGAAGCUGCUGCUGUUAUGGCACAUCUUAGAGAGCAUCGAAAAGAAGGAAGCAGCCAUAUGCUGCCAUUUAAUGCUGCACCACCUACUGUCUCUGUCCAUGUUGACAGUGGAAGGUCUGAUGCUGCUCCACCUAUCCAUGCUGACAUAAAAAACAAUACCUCAGCAAGCAUGUCAAGCAGCUCAAUGGAACUUGUAUCUCCGAAGUUAAGGGUGGAGAAUCAUGGAACUCCCAUAUCAGGUGCACAUCCAUUUCAAUCGAACUGGCCUCCUCCUGGUUGUACAGAUAUGCAAGAAGGUCCUGCUCAAGGAGGUGGUGUUCCUGUCUCUGGUACCUCCGCCCAAUUAUGGAACUAUCAGAAACCUGAAAGUGAUCUGCAUUCUGCACCUGGGAGAAUGCCAUACAUGCCUAUAGCAACACAAAGUCUUGUUCCUCCUCCUCAACCACCACCACAGCUUCAGGCACCUCCAUUUAUGCGACCUAUUUACCAUCCUCCAAACAGUUCCUGGGAUCCCCGAGGUUUUAAUCACCAGUUCCCUCAGAAUCCAAUUUCACCUGGUGUAGUGCCUAAUACUUUUCAUGGCAAUGCUGUUCCACCUCCCUUUGUCUCUGCUUCUGUGACUCCACUUUCUCAGAUGCAAGGACCGCCUAUGCAGCAUUUUGAGCAGGGAUUUUCGCAUCCUGUUAUCCCGCCACCUUUAUCAUCGAUGCCACCUCCACCACCAGUUCCGCCUCUAUAUCUGCCACCAUUACCUCAGUCAUUACCACCUCUGGUUCCCCCUCCGCCUAAUUCACCUCCUCCGCCUCCUCCACCUAUAUCAGAAUCAACUGACAUGGAUUGUUCUGAACAGUGUAUAAAGUAUCAGUGGCAGGGCUCAUUAUGUAAGAGUGGGGCUCAAUAUUGCACAAUUUAUGCUCAGAGACUAGAUUCAGAUCUUUGCAAGUAUUCAAAUGCCAGUUCUGAACCUGCCGAAUGGCCUGCCAAACUAGACAUGACCAAACGCACGGAUUUCCGGCAUGUGAAAACAACAUUCACCAACACCCCACCACAUAAAAGAGAAGUUUGUUGUCUGAUCCCUUCUUCUGCAAGUGACUAUAAAGGCUUUCAGGAUUUUAUUUCGUACUUGAAGCAGAGGGAUUGUUCAGGAGUGAUUAAGAUUCCAGCAAUGAAAUCCAUGUGGUCCAGGCUUCUUUUUAUUCUUCCAUACUCGCAAGAAGCAUGUUCUAUGCUCUCAGUUGUACCACCUAAUGCAUCUGAUUGCCUCAUUGCCCUGGUUUUGCCCAAAGAAACAAACUUUGAGUGGGCUUGAGCUUCAUGGCUUACUUCUGGAGAAAACCUUGUUCCAGUCUAUGGAUCUUUGGGGUGGCAUGAUACUUGUGCAUCACCUGCAGAUUGGUUAGAACCCAGAAAGAAGAAGAAAAUCACCACCAAUAAUGAAGCUGCUUAUCUACAUGUACAAACAUCUUUUUGUCGCCUGAUAGGUUAUUAGUUUUGUCAGGUACAUAACAGAACGAACGUUUUAGUUUUAAAUUUAAGUCAAUAAAAAAAAGGUCAUCCGUAGUUUUGUUAGUCUCAUCGGUAUGUUUGUUUUGAAUCCUUUAUAGAGGGAAUGUUUCUUGUGUUUAUGUGGAAAAGGCUGAAAUUAUUUUA